Messenger RNA from Macrosiphum euphorbiae (potato aphid), 327 nucleotides. Lineage: Eukaryota; Metazoa; Arthropoda; Insecta; Hemiptera; Aphididae. The record is from the annotation of a GenBank genome assembly.
AUGGCGUUAUUCACCAAACUAGAGGAAAAAACGCAAAUGUGUACAUAUUUAUAUUUCGAAUUAUAUGGAAGUAUAUUCCAUAAAUUAGAGUUUAAGAAUACGUGGAUAUAUACCGUAGAACAAGAGAAUGUAGUAUUAACGUGCGGAUUAGACAAAAAAACAGAAACUAUAGAACUAGUAGGUGCAGGGUUAUUAUCGAUCGAAGAACAACGUAAAGGGUAUGCAAGUCAAAAUAAAUUGCAACCAGUUACAUCAGUUCAAAAUUCAAAGUUGAUAGAUAUAAUACCGGAAACAAAAAUAUUUACGGAGGAACGAAAUUUAGAAUAG